This is a messenger RNA of Varanus komodoensis (Komodo dragon), 1721 nucleotides long. RefSeq names its product transmembrane protein 33 (gene TMEM33). The record is from RefSeq and is a predicted model, not a curated record. Gene Ontology annotation, biological process: membrane organization; endoplasmic reticulum tubular network organization. NCBI's taxonomy places the organism in Eukaryota, Metazoa, Chordata, Lepidosauria, Squamata, Varanidae. Gene Ontology annotation, cellular component: membrane; endoplasmic reticulum. The transcript has 7 exons. The coding region runs from base 211 to 966 and encodes 251 amino acids.
AGUCUCCCGGCGGCCGGAUUGCUCUGAGCACCGUGGAUCUCGCCACCUGCUCAAAGGCCGUCUUCGUCCGCGCACUUGCCGCCAGCCCCGCCGGGUACGGGCAGCGCGCGACGGCCUCGCGCUCAGCCUCCUCUCACUCCCCUCGCAGCGGAAUAGCUCGCGCGCCCCCGACCCUCUCUUUCCCCAGCGGAGCCGGGCGACGGCGCGGCCAUGGCGGACACGGCGCAGAAUGGGCCCAUGCAGGGAGGCGCGGGCGGCGGAGCCGUGCAAUUUCUGAUGACUAAUAAGUUGGACACAGCAAUGUGGCUUUCUCGUAUAUUCACAGUUUACUGUUCGGCGUUAUUUGUCCUGCCUCUGCUAGGGUUGCACGAAGCAGCCAGCUUUUAUCAACGUGCCUUGCUGGCAAAUGCUCUUACCAGCGCUCUUCGGCUUCAUCAAAGGCUGCCACACUUUCAGUUAAGCAGGGCGUUUCUGGCUCAGGCCUUGCUGGAGGACAGCUGUCACUACCUUUUGUAUUCCCUCAUCUUUGUUAAUUCCUACCCUGUUACAAUGAGUAUCUUCCCAGUUCUGUUGUUUUCUUUGCUUCAUGCUGCUACCUACACAAAAAAGGUUCUUGAUGCACGAGGAUCAAAUAGCCUUCCUUUUCUAAGGAAUCUUUUGGAUAAGUUAAAUGCUAAUCAGCAAAAUAUCCUAAAAUUUGUAGCCUGCAAUGAAAUCUUCUUGAUGCCAGCUACUGUGUUUAUGCUUUUCAGUGGGCAGGGAAGUUUGCUGCAGCCUUUCAUUUAUUACAGGUUUCUUACACUCCGUUAUUCUUCACGCCGAAAUCCAUAUUGCCGAACUCUCUUCACAGAGCUGCGGAUUGUUGUUGAGCAUGUCAUAAUGAAGCCGUCAUGCCCUGUAUUUGUACGAAGACUCUGUGUCAGCAGCAUUUCAUUUAUCAGCAGACUGGCACCAACCGUUGCAUAGCCCAAAUUGGAAAAAUGCAUCUGUGUGUUUAAUGAACAUUUUGAGCAGCUGGUAUUUCUGCUGAUGAUUUAUAAAUUCAGGAUCUCAGUCAAGGUUGUAUGAAAAAAAAAAAUGUUGUUUUCUUCCAAGAGCCUGUUUUGUGACUUGUAUUCUAUGUGUUUAAAAGAAAAGUCUUGUUUUUCAACAUGUUUCUGUGCUUGUGGAAGAUGAAUGCCUGCCACCUUAGAGAAAUUACUUUUCAAGUCAAAAAAUAACUUGCAAUAUGGCUUAUGUGCUGUUAUGUUUGCUCUCAUCAAUUCCGAAUGAAAAUACUUAUUUAAAAAUGUUCAGGCAAUGCUAGCUGGAUUGUGUCUAACAAGCUAUAAAGAUGUUGCUGCAGCAUAGUUGGUAGCCUCUUAGGAGUAGCAAUUGGACUAUCUACAUAUGCGGUACAUUUGAGUCAGUAUUCCUUCCAUGCAGUAAAUGAAAGCAUUUCAUUCAAUUGAGAAAAUCAUUAUAUCCAAUACAAAUCAGUUGGCAUCUGCUCAAUGUGAACAAUAGGCAAAAACAUCUCAUUUUGUUCUGAUUUAUUUAAUGAUUUUGAGAUGGAAAGCUCUCCACCAUUUCUGAGAUGUUUAUUUCUUUGUAAAUAUUUUUCUAAAUCAUCUGAAUGCCCUACUAUUUUUGCUGUCGUCCAAAAGCACGGACUCUUAAUAUGCCAAUCUUUGAAGAUUCUGAAUAAUAAAGACAGAUGUUACAGUUAUUUCCAAGACAAA